Molecule: messenger RNA, 1914 nt
Organism: Botrytis byssoidea
Lineage: Eukaryota; Fungi; Ascomycota; Leotiomycetes; Helotiales; Sclerotiniaceae
Exons: 3
Coding region: 1-1914 (637 amino acids)
Biological process (GO): error-prone translesion synthesis
Cellular component (GO): nucleus
Molecular function (GO): damaged DNA binding; DNA-directed DNA polymerase activity
Source: RefSeq, a predicted model, not a curated record
AUGGCAUCGGAAACAACUCCAGAAAGGGACGAGAAUGUGCAUAAGUCUCUCAAGUAUUCUCUACUAGGCCCGUCUCUUACAAAAUCUGGACAAGAUUCUGUAGACCAGUCAAAGGUUUCCGAGAUCAUCUACAAUGCUUCGAAGGGAUCUAAAUAUUUCAAUCAUGAGGAGGAAAGAGACAAGACCCUAACAGUAAAGAUUGAACGAAUCUUAGGGAAGAAGGCUGAAUUGGAGAAGCUUGAUUUAGCUCACGACCGUCGACGAGCAGACACUGCGAUUGCAGAGCUCGAACUCACAAGAGAUCUGACUCAAACAAUCGUCCAUAUUGAUUGCGACGCAUUUUACGCUGCAGUAGAGGAGCUCGAUCGUCCUGAAUUGAAAGAUGUUCCAUUUUCUGUUGGGAAAGGAGUUGUCACAACAUGCAAUUAUCACGCACGGCGAUUUGGGGUCAGAAGUGCGAUGGCGGGGUUCAUAGCAAAGAAGUUGUGCCCGCAAUUAAUUCAGGUUCCUCUGAAUUUCGAUAAAUAUACCGCGAAGGCACAAGAAGUCCGGGAAAUUUUGGUAGACUAUGAUCCACGGUUCGAGAGCGCUAGUAUUGAUGAGGCAUAUCUUAACAUCACGGAGUACUGUCAAAGGAAUGAUAUCGACCCGGAGGCUGCUGUUGAACAGCUGAGGAGAGAGGUUCAUGAGAAAACGAAAGUAACCAUAUCUGCUGGAAUUGCAGCCAAUGCUAAGAUAGCUAAAAUUUGUUCGAAUUACAAUAAGCCUAAUGGUCAAUAUCGUGUUGCGAAUAAUCGAAUUGAGAUUAUGAAAUUUAUGCGAGACCUUCCAACUCGGAGAGUUAACGGAAUCGGACGGGUAUUCGAAAGGGAACUAGGCGCCAUAGGCGUUAAUACAUGCGGAGAUAUCUACAAUGUGCGACACUAUCUACCCAAAUUGUUUGGAGAAAAGGCGUUCAUUUUUCUAAUGCAAUGCUAUCUUGGACUCGGAAGAACAGACGUCAAACCGGCCGAGGAGUAUACCCGCAAGAGUGUCGGCACAGAAAGUACAUUCAAUGAAAUGAAUGAUGCUACAGAACUUCGAAGCAAACUUCGACGUACAGCUGAGGAGCUGGAAAAAGAUAUGCAACGAACCCAGUUCAAAGGGCGAACUCUAGUUCUUAAAGUGAAACUAAAAACCUACGAGGUGCUUACAAGACAGGCGGCCCCACCAAAGGCAGUAUUCUCAGCUGACGAUUUGUACAAAUAUUCUCUUCCCAUGCUUGAGAAACUGGAGGCGGAGAUGCCAGGUUUGACAUUACGACUAAUGGGGCUCCGGUGUACAAAUUUAAUCAGCAUGAAAAAGCCCGAUACCAUGGCCUUUUUCGGAUUCAGAAAACAAGACUCACGGGAGAAUGAUGUUGGCGAAAAUGAACGCAAAUCUUCCUCUGUAGCGAAACGAAAAGCAUCUGAUCUCCGAGAAGAUGACUCUGAGGAGCGAUGGGAAGUUUGGCCCGAAGAACUUCUCUUCGAAGAUGCCGAGCGUCAAGAACGAGAAGAGGAAUUCAAGGAAAUGGAAAGUUUAAGUCAACUCGAAGAAAACGAUCCACGGCGACAUCACGGAAAAGAAAUUGUGCCGAAUCCCAAACCGAAGGACGGUGCUGUGGUAGAAGAGGAAUGGUGGGACUGUCCCGUUUGUCAGCGGCCGCAAGCGACAAAUGAAAAGGAAUUCAACGAGCACAUUGAUAUUUGUCUUUCGAGACAGACAAUCAGAGACGUAGUUCAAGAGACGUCCGGGGUACCUCGAUCACCGUCUGCAUCCGGAAGUGGCUACAAAUCUCAAAUUGGUAGCUCAAGGAAAACCAAGGCAGGAGAGAAAUCAAAGGAUAAAGGAAAUACUCCCAGUGAUCCUAAACAGCGAAAAUUGUGCUUCUGA